UCUCGUAAUUUAACUUUCUCACAAAUUUCUAGGAACAGGACGAUGGGACCCUUAAAGUUGGAGUUUAACCUUUUUAUAUUGGGACAGAAGAAUUGCUUUCUCACUCGAUCCCUUCGUUCUCUUCCACUUCCUCUGGAUUUUAUGGCUACAAAACUUAGUUAAAUUUGCAUUUCAGUUCUCUACAAACCCAUAAUCUGCAUCUCUUUCCACAAAUAAACCUUAAAAUUUUGAUAAUACCUUCAAAGAUCAGUCAUCUCUGCCAAAUGUCAUCGAAUUUUAUUUCUCAUUUCAAUUUUAUUUCGCUCAUUUUCCUACUAAUCUUCUGCAAAGGGUGUUUAGGGGCUACAUUUACAUUGACAAAUCGAUGUGAUUAUGCAGUAUGGCCAGGAAUACUGGCAAAUGCGGGUAGUGAUAAAUUGGAUAGUACCGGAUUCGAACUUCCGUCGGGUGGGACCCGAUCCUUCCAAGCUCCGCCGGGCUGGUCGGGGCGGUUCUGGGGCAGAACCCGUUGCUCAUUUGACCCCAAUACCGGUCAAGGAAGUUGCGCCACCGGUGAUUGCAGCUCCAACCAGGUGGAAUGCAAUGGCGCAGGUGCAACACCGCCGGCGACACUAGCCGAAUUCAUGAUCGGAUCGGGUACGAAUUCAGGCGCCCAGGAUUUCUACGAUGUUAGCCUUGUUGACGGGUACAAUUUGCCGAUGAUGGUUCAGGCGAAAGACGGGACGGGCCCGUGCGGUUCAACCGGUUGCACAACCGAUUUGAACCAGAUGUGCCCGAAUGACUUGCGGGUUGGGGACGGGCAAGCAUGCAAGAGUGCAUGUGAAGCGUUUGGGAAUCCAGAAUACUGUUGCAGUGGCGCGUAUGGUUCACCCACCGCCUGUCGGCCUUCGGUUUACUCGGAGAUUUUCAAAACCGCAUGUCCACGAUCAUAUAGCUAUGCAUACGAUGAUGCUACAAGCACAUUUACAUGUAGUGGAGCCGAUUAUACAAUUACAUUUUGUCCUUCACUAACAAGUCAAAAAUCUUCAAGAAAUUCUUCCUCGCCGGAAACUGCUAUCGGAACAACCAAUGAACCACCGGCACUGAUAGUUGAGGGUUCGGGUUCUGACUCACAAGACAACAGCCUCCCUUCAUCAUGGCUGCCAAAUUUUGUCACCGGAGAUUCUUCAAGAACCAUAUUAAAUGUUGACUUGCAUUUUACUCUUUCUGUAACCUUUUUCAUACUCUCUUUUCUUUGCAUAUAAUUCACAAGAGAUCUGCUGUAUGGCCCAUGUGGCCUUGGCCAAGCUGCUUUAUUCAACUCACAAUACUUUACAUUUGGCCAAUGCAUCACAGAUUGUAAAGCACAAUUUUCUCGGACAUUUGUAUAGAAAUCUACGUUAUUUUAUUAAUUAA
Messenger RNA from Olea europaea var. sylvestris, 1395 nucleotides. RefSeq names its product thaumatin-like protein 1. Gene Ontology annotation, cellular component: extracellular region. Gene Ontology annotation, biological process: defense response. The record is from RefSeq and is a predicted model, not a curated record. The transcript has 3 exons. Lineage: Eukaryota; Viridiplantae; Streptophyta; Magnoliopsida; Lamiales; Oleaceae. Bases 264 to 1244 code for a protein of 326 amino acids.